AUUUAGUGGUGUUUUAGGGGUUUGGAGUGAGAAAGAUGGCUCUAAUGGCGCUGACACCGCGAAGCGAAGCAGACGGUGAUGCUUCGUCGGGCAAUUAUUCGUCGUCUCUGCAAUUUGGCACGGCGGAGGCGCUGGAACAUGUUCGCAAACUCACCGAUGUUGGUGCCAUGACCCGUUUUCUGCAUGAAUGCAUAGCCUACCAGCGAGCCCUAGAUCUGGAGCUCGAAAGCUUACUUUCCCAGCGCUCCGACUUAGAUCGCCAACUUUCCAACCUCCACAAAUCCGCCGAUGUUUUGCAGAUCGUCAAGGGCGACUCGUCCUACAUGCUCUCCAACAUCUCCUCCACCUCCUCCCUCGCCGAUCAGGUCUCCGCCAAGGUCCGCCACCUCGAUCUCGCCCAAUCGCGCGUUCAGGACACCCUCCUCCGCAUUGACGCCAUUGUCGAUCGUUCCAACUGCCUCGACGGCGUUCACAAAUCUCUCCUCGCCGAGGAUUUUGAAUCCGGCGCAUCCUACAUUCAGACCUUCCUCCAGAUUGAUUUCAAAUUCAAGGACUCCUCCGCUGCUGAUCAGCGCCAGCAACUCCUUUCCUACAAGAAGCAGUUGGAAGGCAUAGUCAAGAAAAGGCUCUCGGAAGCGGUGGAUCAUCGCGACCAUCCCACCAUCCUCCGCUUCAUCAAGCUCUUCAAGCCUCUUGGCCUUGAAGAGGAAGGCUUGCAGAUCUAUGUAAGUUACCUCAAGAAGGUCAUUUCCUCCAGGUCCAAGGAGGAAUUCGAGCAGUUACUAGAACAGAUUGAACAAUCUAAUAACAACAGUCAGGUGAGUUUCGUCCCCUGUUUGACAAAUUUAUUUAAAGACAUUGUCUUAGCUAUUGAGGAAAAUGAUGAGAUUUUGAGGAAUUUAUGUGGUGAGGAUGGCAUUGUUUAUGCCAUUUGCGAACUUCAAGAAGAAUGUGAUUCACGGGGUUCUAAUAUCUUGAAAAAAUUCAUGGAGUACCGGAAACUGGCAAAAUUGACCUCUGAGAUUAAUUCAUACAAGAGCAACUUGCUCUCUGUUCGGGCGGAGGGCCCUGACCCCAGAGAAAUUGAGCUUUACCUAGAAGAGAUACUCUCCUUGACACAGUUGGGAGAGGAUUACACCGAGUAUAUGGUUUCCAAAAUAAGGAGCUUGACCUCUGUGGAUCCGGAGCUAGGGCCCCAAGCCACCAAGGCUUUUAGGAGUGGGAAUUUCAGCAAAGUUUCUCAGGACACUACUGGUUAUUACGUCAUUUUGGAGGGGUUCUUUAUGGUGGAGAAUGUGAGGAAAGCCAUCCAGAUAGAUGAGCACGUGCCUGACAGUCUCACCACAUCCAUGGUGGACGAUGUGUUUUAUGUGCUGCAGAGUUGCUGCCGUAGGGCAAUUUCCACCUCCAAUAUUAGCUCAGUUAUUGCAGUGCUCAGUAGUGCUGUGAGUUUAUUGGGGGGUGAAUAUAGUGAAGCUUUGCAGCAGAAGAUGAGGGAGCCUAAUCUCGGAGCAAAGCUGUUUUUGGGUGGCGUUGGAGUGCAGAAGACUGGAACAGAGAUUGCCACAACCUUGAACAACUUGGAUGUCAGUAGUGAGUAUGCCUUGAAACUUCGCCAUGAGAUUGAAGAGCAAUGUCUAGAGGCAUUCCCCGCACCAGCUGAUAGAGAGAGAGUAAAAUCUUGCUUAUCUGAAUUGAUUGAAAUGAGCAAUAGUUUUAAGAAAGCUUUGAAUGUUGGAAUGGAGCAGCUUGUGGCCACUGUGACCCCUCGAAUUCGGCCAGUUUUAGAUAGUGUGGCAACCAUCGGCUAUGAGCUUUCUGAAGCAGAAUAUGCAGACAAUGAAGUAAAUGAUCCAUGGGUGCAAAGGCUCCUUCAUGCUGUUGAGAUCAAUGUUGCAUGGCUUCAGCCAUUGAUGACAGCCACAAAUUAUGACACAUUUGUACAUCUUGUAAUUGACUUCAUUGUGAAAAGGCUUGAAGUGAUCAUGAUGCAAAAACGAUUCAGUCAACUUGGUGGUCUUCAACUUGAUAGAGAUGCCAGGACACUGGUAAGUCAUUUUUCCAGUAUGACCCAGAGAACUGUUAGAGACAAGUUUUCCCGGUUGACUCAGAUGGCUACUAUUCUAAACUUGGAGAAAGUCUCUGAGAUUUUGGAUUUCUGGGGAGAAAACUCAGGGCCCAUGACUUGGAGACUCACUCCUGCUGAGGUCAGAAGAGUAUUGGGUCUCAGAGUGGAUUUUAAACCUGAAGCUAUAGCUGCUCUUAAGUUGUAGCCUCCUACUUUUUGUUUAUCGUUUCCCAUUCAUCUUUUCAUUUACUGCCGCAGCAUUUCUUCUACUUCCCUUCUUGUUCUUCCAACAAGAAUUCAAAUUGCAGUGGAUGUGUAUCGAUCUUUGAAAUUAUUUGGUCUUUUCAUCUGAAAAUAUGUAAUAAUAUAACGAAAUUUUUUCUAGCAAA
Salvia miltiorrhiza (redroot sage) is the source of this 2457-nucleotide messenger RNA. RefSeq names its product conserved oligomeric Golgi complex subunit 4. The transcript is spliced from 2 exons. Lineage: Eukaryota; Viridiplantae; Streptophyta; Magnoliopsida; Lamiales; Lamiaceae. Bases 36 to 2273 code for a protein of 745 amino acids. The record is from RefSeq and is a predicted model, not a curated record.